CUUGGUUUUCUCUCCCCAUCAUUACAGUCACUCAGAGGCACGGCUCGGGCUGAGGAAACGAACGUGUGCGUCUAUAUUUAGAAGCAGGGAAGGAGGGCACACUAAAAGUGAGCUGGAGAGAAAAGGAGAGAGCGAGAGGGAGUAAGGGAAGAGGAGGAAGAGAUAAACCUCUGCUUCAGCCUCGCCUCUGCUCAGAGACAGUGGAUGCCAGAGAGCAGCAUCGUUGGGACGAAAACACAGGAUACUAAACAACAAACUGCCUGAUUCAGGUUUAGGAUCGAGAGAACAAGCGUGAGGCGACGAGACCAAGUGGGCAAAACAACUACCAUCCAUCACCAGCUAUGCGGCCGCGGUCCAGACUGCCGACCAAGAGAAGAAUCCUGCUGCCCACAAUCAGGGAGGGCACUGAGGAGACAGCGAAGGACUGGAACGAAGUCAGCACGUUCCAGUUGGGCGAUAACAGCCAAGGGAUUUCAUCGGAGGACUACCUUCUCUCCAUCUGCCAUCUGGCUCGCCCCACCUUCCCCUCCAGGGAAGGUUCCCUCGAAAGCCCCGACGCUGUGCAGCAGAGGCUCAGGCCGUCACGGUUCAUCCCUUUAACCUCCUCGGACUUCAACCUCAAACAGGAGCAGGAAGACAGGAAAGGACUGAACGGCCGAUUGAUGCGUUGCAACUCCGACCCGUUGGAGUAUCUUUACGGAGACAAGGACAACCUGUUUGCCCUCUCGGGCAGCGUUAGGAAAGCCUACGUCGGGGGAAGGUCGGGGAGGCAGCAUGGGAGCGACACUCGCGUCAGAGCUUCGAGUCCAGAUUCCCCAUGCCAGCGCAAGAGCAGCUGCCCUGAAAUACUCGCCGAAAUGAACUUUCCAGUUCCAAAUGUUUCUCCGAAGCACAGCUCGUUCAGGUCAGAGGUCAGAAGAGUUUGUCCGGAGGAAGAAAGACUGAAUCCAGCCAUCAGACCAUCCUUCAUCUCCCAGUGGAUGUCAGACUGCAGGUCGGCGUGGAGGGAGGCGCGAGUAGGAGCCUGCAUGCUACCUGCCAUUGCUGAGGUGUAGGGAGGACACGGUGACGUUUGCUAAAAGAUAUGUCACAUCAUGAGAUGGUGAAAAUAUGUAAAAAUGCAGAUUUGGAAACAAACAGAGGCAAUUAUACUGUCUGGAAGGCCUCAUGUUGUGUUAUAUCAACAUUAUUAUUUCAUAAAACAUCCCUCCUACUGUUAAUAUUU
Molecule: messenger RNA, 1225 nt
Organism: Nematolebias whitei (Rio pearlfish)
Lineage: Eukaryota; Metazoa; Chordata; Actinopteri; Cyprinodontiformes; Rivulidae
Exons: 2
Coding region: 342-1055 (237 amino acids)
Biological process (GO): regulation of autophagy
Cellular component (GO): mitochondrion
Source: RefSeq, a predicted model, not a curated record